CAUGACAUAAACCUGUUCAUCAUCAGAUAUUAAUAAGAAAGAGAGAGAAAGAGAAUCUUCAAUGGGAAUCGCAGGUGAUGUUGACGGAAGAAUCGCCGGAGAUUCAGAGUCGGCUCGUCUUCUUCUCACAUCGACCGACUCCAACUUGGAUUGCAAUUCCAAGAUCCCAAACGACUCCUUCCACUUGGCCUACAUAGUUUACUUCACCCUUGGCGCUGGUUACCUCCUACCUUGGAACGCCUUCAUCACCGCCGUUGAUUACUUUUCUUACCUAUAUCCCGAUGCUCCCGUCGAUCGGAUCUUCGCCGUUGCAUACAUGGUUUUAGGUCUAAUUUGCCUCCUCAUCCUUGUUGCAUUUUCUCAUAAAUCCGAUUCAUUUGUUCGAGUCAAUGUUGGUCUUGCAUUGUUCGUUGUUUCACUCCUCAUUGUUCCGGUUAUGGACCUUGUUUACAUCAAGGGAAGAGUUGGUUUGUACGAUGGAUUCUAUGUUUCUGUAGCGGCAAUUGCCCUCUCCGGGAUUGCAGAUGCCCUCGUGCAAAGCGGAGUCAUCGGCGCCGCCGGUGAACUUCCAGCUAGAUAUAUGCAAGCUACUGUUGCCGGAACUGCAGCUUCAGGUGUACUUGUUGCAUUCCUGCGGGUCUUCACGAAAGCUGUAUACCCACAAAAUCCUGAAGGUCUAAGACAAAGUGCAAAUCUCUAUUUCCUCGUGAGCAUAGUUGUGAUGGUGAUUUGCAUAAUCUUUUACAACCUGGCACAUAGAUUGCCUAUCAUCAAGUAUUACAAUGACUUGAAGAAACAAGCUUUAUUGGAGGAGAAAGCUAAAAUGAGUUCCACUGUAUGGAGAUCAACUUUGUGGGAUAUUGUGGGUACAGUCAAAUGGUAUGGAUCUGCAACUUCCAUCCUUUACAUAGUCACAUUGGCUAUAUAUCCCGGUUACAUUACAGAGGAUGUUCAUUCUGAAGCUCUCAAGGAUUGGUAUCCUCUGAUUCUCAUCACCUGCUUUAAUGUGUUUGAUCUUGUUGGUAAAUCCCUUACUUCUCUAUACAUGCUGGAGAAUCAAAAAGUUGCUAUUGCUGCAUCUUUUGCUAGACUCAUCUUCUUCCCACUUUUCUUGGCUUCUUUGCAUGGUCCUAAACUAUUUCGGACUGAAAUUCCUGUCACUUUGCUCACUUGUUUGUUGGGUCUUACAAAUGGUUACUUGACAAGUGUUUUGCUCAUCUUAGCUCCAAAGACCGUUCAACUACAACACUCCGAGACUGCUGGGGUAGUUAUGGUUUUGUUCUUGGUUAUUGGCUUGGCAUCUGGUUCUAUUCUUUCUUGGUUUUGGGUUGUUUGAAAAUUCAACUUGUAUCAUUGUAUCUGUAAAUCACGAAACACUUUUCCUUCCUUCGUUGUUAUCAAAUUGGAACCAAAAGCUCAUAUUCAUUUGAUAAAAUCAUCUUCAAAUACUAUACGUACAGUCAAUUUGGAAACUGUUAUUUAUAGAAAGAUUGUCAAAAUUAUCAAAGUGUUUUUUUUCCUUUUCUUUUGGUAUAUAUAAAUCGAUCAUUAUUCAUGUUUACU
This is a messenger RNA of Impatiens glandulifera, 1563 nucleotides long. RefSeq names its product equilibrative nucleotide transporter 1. The coding region runs from base 62 to 1336 and encodes 424 amino acids. Lineage: Eukaryota; Viridiplantae; Streptophyta; Magnoliopsida; Ericales; Balsaminaceae. Gene Ontology annotation, molecular function: nucleoside transmembrane transporter activity. Gene Ontology annotation, biological process: nucleoside transmembrane transport. The record is from RefSeq and is a predicted model, not a curated record. Gene Ontology annotation, cellular component: plasma membrane. The transcript has 2 exons.